This is a messenger RNA of Colletotrichum tamarilloi, 525 nucleotides long. RefSeq lists its product as uncharacterized. The transcript has 2 exons. Gene Ontology annotation, molecular function: protein binding. Bases 1 to 525 code for a protein of 174 amino acids. Lineage: Eukaryota; Fungi; Ascomycota; Sordariomycetes; Glomerellales; Glomerellaceae. The record is from RefSeq and is a predicted model, not a curated record.
AUGCAGAGGACACCCCUUCACUGGGCCUCUAAAUCAGGAAAACUCGACUGCGUACGAAAGCUUCUUGACAAAGGCGCUGAUGUGGAACCAAGAGAUCGCGAUGGUAUGGCGGCGCUUCAUUUUGCUGCCGAGUCGGACUACUUGGACGUCGUUGAGGCACUUCUCCAACAGGAUUCGCACACCAACUCGGUGGCACACAAAAGACAGACACCAUUGAUGUUAGCGGCCAGAGCUGGUCAAAGAAACGUUAUCCCUCACGUCAUCAAGACUCUAGUCAGGUUGGGAGCUAAAGUGGAUGCCCGCGGGAAAGCGGGACGUACACCUCUAUUAGCCGCUGUUAGUGAUAACCAUAUCGGACCUGCGCUCCCAGCUGUGAAGCAAUUGCUUGAUUGUGGCGUAGAACUUGAAGCCACAGACUUGCGAGACAGAAUAGCAUGGGAAUUAGCUUCUUGUUGGGGCCGCGACAAUCUAGCCGAAUUUCUGCUAUGGAUCCGAAGAUCGCGUAGGCUGCAUGUUCCUGAAUAG